Molecule: messenger RNA, 1890 nt
Organism: Aspergillus wentii DTO 134E9
Lineage: Eukaryota; Fungi; Ascomycota; Eurotiomycetes; Eurotiales; Aspergillaceae
Product: DNA topoisomerase 3
Exons: 7
Coding region: 1-1890 (629 amino acids)
Biological process (GO): DNA topological change
Cellular component (GO): nucleus
Molecular function (GO): DNA topoisomerase type I (single strand cut, ATP-independent) activity; DNA binding
Source: RefSeq, a predicted model, not a curated record
AUGGCUCCAAGAAUUCUGUGUGUGGCAGAGAAGCCUGCCAUCGCCAAGGCUGUGGCUCAACAUUUGUCUGGCGGUUCGAUGCAGACAAUGUCAAUUCGAGGAAAUCCAUAUGUCAAAAACUAUGUAUUUGAAUUCAAUUUUGGUAACCAUUGGGGCACCUGCUCGGUCACUAUGACAAGCGUCAUCGGCCACUUGACAGCCCUGGAUUUCGGUCGUCAAUUCAGGGGCUGGACCUCUUGUCCACCAAGCACGCUCUUUGAGACCCCUGUGUAUGAGUCCGUAGACUCUGAUAAAUCUGCCAUCGCAAACAACAUUCGAGAUCAGGCCAAGUACUGCAGGGCUUUAUUCAUCUGGACUGAUUGUGAUCGGGAAGGAGAGCAUAUCGGGACUGAAGUUCGAAAGCAAGCAAAGGAGGGAAACGCUCGUAUUGAGAUCAAACGAGCUCGGUUCAGCAACACGGAGAGGGCACAUGUAUUACAAGCUGCUCGGGCACCGAUUGAACUCGAUGAUCUCCAGGCAAACGCGGUGGCUGCUAGAAUAGAACUCGAUCUCCGAAUUGGUGCUGCAUUCACACGUUUGUUGACGCUUCAACUACAACCUACGGCGCCAGAAAUCCUUGCUGAGAAGGUCAUCAGUUAUGGGUCUUGCCAAUUCCCUACUUUGGGAUUCGUGGUCGACCGCUAUCUACGAGUCAGGAACUUCAAACCGGAGAAGUUUUGGGGGAUUAAAGUGAUGCAUCUUCGAGAUGACAUUAAAGUGAAUUUUCUUUGGAGAAGGGUUCAUCUCUUCGACAGAGCUGCUGUGACGGUGAUGUUGGAGCGAUGCCUCACAGCAAAGAAAGCCAAAGUUACCAAAGUGAACCAGAAGCCUACCAGUAAAUGGAGGCCUUUGCCGUUGACAACAGUGGACCUUCAAAUGAUGGGGAGUAGAUAUCUUCGCAUGGACAGUCAGCUUAUUAUGAAGACUGCAGAGGCCCUUUAUACCAAAGGUUUCAUCAGCUACCCACGAACGGAGACAGAUCAGUUUGAUAAGGCCAUUGAUCUGAAGAAGCUGGUUGAAAAGCAAUAUCCAGAUAAUAAUUGGGGUCAAUAUGCUCGAGGUCUCGUUGACGGUGGAUUCAGAACGCCUCGAUCAGGCCGUCACAACGAUCGUGCCCAUCCACCCAUCCACCCCAUAUGCUGGGUCUCGCCAAACUCUCUGAAUGCCAAUGAAAAGAAAGUCUACGAAUUCGUCACCCGUCGAUUCCUAGCUUGUUGUUCCGAAGACGCAAAGGGUCAAACAUCAGAAGUUGAAAUCCAAUAUGGCGAUGAAAUGUUCCACGCCAAUGGACUGAUAGUUCUCGAGAGAAACUACCUCGAAGUUUAUGUCUACGAUAAAUGGGAAAGUAGCCAGCAACUACCAAACUUCCAAAUGGGCGAGCUCUUCGAACCUACCGAGGCCAAGAUCUUCGACGGCAAAACAUCGGCUCCAGGCUACCUCACAGAACCCGAACUUAUCGGACUCAUGGACGCAAACGGUAUCGGCACUGACGCCACGAUGGCCGAACAUAUUGCCAAAAUCAAAGAACGCGAGUAUGUCGCCGUUAAACCAAGAGGAAGUGGCCGUAAUUCAGCCCAGGAAAUUAUCCCGACCCGUCUCGGGAUCGCUCUCAUCGAGGGCUACGAUAACGUCGUUGCUGGGAUUAGGGAUAGCCCUUCCUUGAGCAAACCGUUCCUUCGUAAGGAGAUGGAGCAGCGGAUGCGAGAUAUCUGCGCGGGGAACAAGUCACGCCAGGAGGUUGUGCAUGAGAGCUUGGAACUGUACCGGGAGGUUUUUAUCCAUACACAGAGACGGAUUAACAUGCUGAAAACUGCGUUUCGGAAAUAUCUUGUCGAGGAGGCAAAUUCAUAA